AAUCAACGGUCCACAACAAUCUGAUUUUAAAUCACCACCACAAUUCCGAAUAUUUACCAUUUUCCCCCAAACCUGCGUUUCAGUGUUCACCACGAAAAGACGGUUUUCCUCCAUUUCUUCUUCCUCAAUCCACACACACACACACACACACACACACUCUUCCCUUUCAUUUUAAUUUGACAGAAUUUCUCGAAUUCAAUCUCUCUCACUCAAAUUUAGAAACGAAUCAGCUGCAGAAAAUGAGCAAAGGACCGGGACUCUUCUCAGAUAUUGGCAAGAAAGCCAAAGAUCUGCUGACCAGAGAUUAUCUCUCCGAUCACAAAUUAUCCGUCUCCUCCGUUACUGAAUCUGGACUGGCCUUGACAACAUCCACAGUGAAAAAAGGAGGCUACUCAUCUGGUGAUGUGGCUGCUCAGUACGUGUACAAGAAUACUUUUCUUGACGUCAAAGUUGAUACGGAAUCGAAUAUCUCAGCAACUGUAGCGAUUACUGAUAUCGUUCCCUCGUCAAAGACCAUCGCCACACUGAAAUAUCCAAAUUAUGAGUCUGGCAAGAUGGAAUUUCAAUACUUUCACCCUCAUGCAGCCCUAAGUGCAGCUGUUGGUCUGAACCAAACCCCUCCAAUCGAUCUUUCAGUCACCCUCGGUACACCCACAUUUGCAUUGGGUGCAGAGGCAGGUUACGAGACAACUUCCGGUAAAUUGACAAAAUACACCGCCGCCAUAACUGUGACAAAACCAGAUUCCUGUGCCUCCAUUAUUCUGGGUGACAAAGGGGACACUAUAAAGGUAUCAGUCAUACACUAUUUGGAUCAAUCAAAGAGGAGUGCUGGUGUGGGUGAGAUCGCAAGAAAAUUCUCCACAAACGAGAACACAUUAUCAGUCGGAGGGUCUUACGCAAUUGACAGUCUGUCGCUCGUGAAAGUGAAGCUUAACAAUCAUGGCUCACUGGGGGCCGUUUUGCAGCACGAACUGGCUGGAAAAUCACUUGUGACUAUAUCCAGUGAAUUCGACACUAAGGCAUUGGAUAAGACACCAAAGUUUGGUGUAUGCCUUGCUGUGAAACCUUGAGAGCCGUAGUAGUUGAGUUUCUUUUUUGAAAGUUGCGUUGGAAAUAAGUUGUAUACCGAUAUACAAUUUUUAGAUCGUAGGGAAUCAAAGCGUCAUUUGAUGUGAUGCAAAUGGGGUAGUCGGUUUUCCUCAGUUUUUCAACUAUCCCUUUAUCAUUCUUGUUGAGGAUUUUUUGCAUGAAAGAUAUUCUUUGGAGUUGUUAACUCUUUGGUUUGCAACUUUGUUUCAUGGCACAUUUGGUUUCUUUGGAAUAGCUCUACCCUUCUGUCGGUAGAGGUAGUAAGAAUUUCAGGCGAACUCGGUGCAACGAUACUGGUACAAUUGGUUGAUCUAAAGUUGAAUUUAGUUCAAACGUUUGAACUAAAUUGUAAUCUAACUUUGAACUUCAAACAAGAGUUAAUCUAGUUUUUUUAUUCCUAAUC
Erythranthe guttata (spotted monkey flower) is the source of this 1492-nucleotide messenger RNA. RefSeq names its product mitochondrial outer membrane protein porin 2. Gene Ontology annotation, cellular component: mitochondrial outer membrane. Gene Ontology annotation, biological process: monoatomic anion transmembrane transport. The record is from RefSeq and is a predicted model, not a curated record. Gene Ontology annotation, molecular function: voltage-gated monoatomic anion channel activity. Lineage: Eukaryota; Viridiplantae; Streptophyta; Magnoliopsida; Lamiales; Phrymaceae.